Messenger RNA from Cylicocyclus nassatus, 1137 nucleotides. The record is from the annotation of a GenBank genome assembly. Lineage: Eukaryota; Metazoa; Nematoda; Chromadorea; Rhabditida; Strongylidae.
AUGCGGGAUUACAAACGGCGCUCAGACUGUGCUUUGCUUGAUGACGCACUAAUCCGCUUCACAGAGAUGGGAUCUUGUCAAAGUCAAGAAAAUCAAGAAUUGGCUGCUAGGAACAAACAAAUUGAAAAGCAAAUCAAUCAAGAUAAACGAGCUGGCUCGAGUAUUGUCAAAUUACUGCUUCUUGGUGCUGGUGAAUGCGGUAAAUCUACCGUGCUCAAGCAAAUGCAAAUUUUGCAUAGCAACGGUUUCACCGAAGAAGAAAUCAACGAAAAAAAGGCUAUUGUUUAUAAUAACGUGGUCACAUCAAUGUGCACGAUACUGAAGGCGAUGGACAACGUCUUGCAUAUUCCUCUAGAAGAUGGUGAAAAAGAGAAGGAGAAGGCCAUUGUGCUACGAGUACAAGAAAUGGGCGAGGAAAAUGAGGCGCUGACCGACGAAGUGUCAAAAGCUAUUCAGUCAUUGUGGUCCGAUCCAGGAGUGAAGAAAGCCUUUGAGAUGCGUAGCGAGUACCAGUUGACAGAUUCUGCCAAAUAUUUUCUCGAUUCAUGUGCUAGAGUAAGUGAACCAGGCUAUAGGCCUUCCGAACAGGAUAUCUUAUAUUCCCGAGUGGCAACGACAGGUGUUGUGGAAGUGAAAUUCAAAAUCAAGGAACUGGACUUCAGAGUAUUCGACGUGGGUGGUCAACGUUCCGAAAGAAGAAAAUGGAUCCACUGCUUUGAUAAUGUAGAAUCUAUCAUUUUUAUUACGGCUAUCAGUGAAUAUGACCAAGUGUUAUUUGAAGACGAAACAACGAACCGUAUGAUAGAAUCUAUGCAGUUAUUCAAUUCGAUUUGCAACAGCACUUGGUUUUUAGCUACAGCAAUGAUUUUAUUCUUGAAUAAAAAGGAUCUCUUUAUGGAAAAAAUUAAAAGGGUCAAUAUCACGACAGCAUUUCCCGAUUAUGAAGGAGGACAAAACUACGACGAGGCAGUUGCUUUCAUCAAACUCAAAUUUGCCGAACUGAAUCUGAAUCCCGACAAAAAGACGAUUUAUAUGCAUGAAACGUGCGCCACUGACACAAAUCAGGUACAACUUGUCAUAUCCAGUGUGAUCGACACGAUCAUACAGAAGAACCUACAAAAGGCUGGAAUGAUGUGA